AAGUUGUGCUCUCUUUUAGUUCCGGUCGUCCAUCAGCAAACAUGGCAGCCGAAGGUGAUGUGGAUUUGGAUUUGGAAGCCGAAGAGAAUUGCACUGAAAAACCGGCAGAAAAACCUCGAAAACAUGACAGCGGCGCCGCAGAUUUGGAGCGUGUUACCGACUAUGCGGAGGAGAAAGAAAUAUUAAGCUCUGAUCUGGAAACGGCUAUGUCAGUGAUUGGCGACAGGCGCUCAAGGGAACAGAAAGCCAAACAAGAGAGAGAGAAAGAGCUCGCCAAAGUCACAAUCAAGAAGGAAGACGUAGAACUUAUAAUGAGUGAGAUGGAAAUCUCAAGGGGUUUAGCCGAGCGCAGUCUGCGGGAACACAUGGGCAACGUGGUGGAAGCUCUUAUCGCUCUAACGAACUGAGCAUGUUAAACUGCGCUGAACCCCGCAGCCAGCUGCCACCUUACCAGCACCCCUUCCCUGCUCCAGGCUCAUGGACAAAACCUUUUCUUGUUUUUUUUUUUCUUUUUUUAAAUAAAAAAAAUAUUUGAAAUGUU
This is a messenger RNA of Anguilla rostrata (American eel), 541 nucleotides long. RefSeq names its product huntingtin-interacting protein K. The record is from RefSeq and is a predicted model, not a curated record. Gene Ontology annotation, biological process: protein stabilization; negative regulation of apoptotic process. The coding region runs from base 42 to 407 and encodes 121 amino acids. Lineage: Eukaryota; Metazoa; Chordata; Actinopteri; Anguilliformes; Anguillidae. The transcript has 4 exons.